UAUAACCGCGCCGGACCACGAUACGACGUGUCAUUCUUAUAUAAUAAAAUUAGCCGCGAGCUCGCAUGACUCGGGCCUCCACGCCCGAGAUAUGCAUCGACCGUUUCCAGGAAUACGAAAAAGCUCCGGGUACAAUAGCAGCCCUCAGUGGACCGCGAUUUCCUGCGAUAAUCGUUAGGUUUUGCACAGAUAGGUAAUGUCUGAUAGAGCAUACACAAUGAAGCUGGAAGCUGAAAUGGCUGCUCCUUUGCAUCUGCAAAGAUUGGAACGCAGCCUCAAUUUGCAGCCUUUCUUAAGACAAAUUAACAAUCUCUUUCAAGAACAAGUUAGUGAAGAUGACAAGUCUGUUUCAUCAGAAUCUUCUGAUGGAUCGGAUGCUUACCUAGAUAAUGUACUCACUCAAAAAGAAGAGGCAAGGAUUAAUAAGUUAAGAUUGUAUAACAUGUCUAGUGUGGGAGAAGAACGGCGUUGGUUACAAGAUAUUUUGUUAAGUGAUUCAUCCGAUAGUUCCGCAUCAGGCUCUGACACAGAUAGCCAAAUCACAGAAGAUGAUUUUCAAGAAAUGUUAAAAUUUCAUAUAUUACGAAAAAAAUAUCAAGGUCGUUUUUAUCAGAAACCAGAAAAUAUACAAUAUCAGUACUACAGUGCAGGUUUAUUAUCGAAUUAUGAUAGAUUUUUAGAACAUCAAAAGUUGAUUGUAGGAAAUAAAAAGAAAAAAGAGAAAAAACCAGAUAAAAAAAUCAUGAGAAUCAAGAAAGAAAAGGUCAAUCGUCAUCAAUCUGAAGAAUACCGUAAAGGAAAUUUCCCAGAAGGAGAAUGGGAUAAAUCAAUUCCUAAAGAGGAAGAAUUAGAUGAAGCUGAAUUAGAAGCUAUAAUGCGUCAUCAACCUCGUGGUAGAGGAAGAAAGAAACAUAACACUAAGAGUGUGGAGGUAAUGACAAUGAGAAGAAGAAAGAUAUGGGUCAUGAUGUCUAAGAAGGAAUUAGGAAAAGUACAAAGGGCCAAAACCAAUAAUCAUAAGGAAAUGCUAAUAAGUUGUAAAAAGGUAGCGCAGCACUGUAUGAAAUAUUGGAGGCAGAAAGCCAUGCAAUCACAGAAAAAUAUGAAAGAAACUAUUUGGAGAGCAAAACGAUUGACAAGAGAAAUGCAAUCUUAUUGGAAACGUUAUGAUCGAGUCGAACGAGAAACGAGGAGAAGAUUAGAAAAGGAAGCUGAGGAACAACGUAAAAUGGAUGUAGAACUUAUCGAAGCAAAACGUCAACAAAGGAAAUUAAAUUUCCUUAUUACUCAAACAGAAUUGUACGCUCAUUUCAUGUCGCGAAAAAUAAAUAAAAUAUCGGCAGAGGAACAAUUUAGAAUCUUGAAUCAAUUGGACGAAGAAAAGAAUCCCAGACUUAUCGGUAUCGACGAUUAUGACAGUGAAAUCAUGAAACAAAAGGCAAAGAGAAAUGUUACUGAGGCAUUUAAUAAUGAAAAAGCGAGAACCAAGCAGUUUGAUACAGCUGCUGCAUCUCAAGAAUUGCGUCUCAGUGAUACACCUGAAAACCUAGAGCACCCUCAACCUUCAAUUUUUAAGGGAAGUCUGAAGGGUUAUCAAUUAAAAGGAAUGAAUUGGUUGGCAAAUUUGUACGAUCAGGGUAUUAGUGGUAUACUAGCUGAUGAGAUGGGUUUAGGAAAAACUGUACAAUCCAUAGCGUUUUUGUGUCAUGUUGCCGAAAGAUAUUCGGUUUGGGGACCAUUUUUAAUUAUAUCGCCAGCUUCAACAUUACAUAAUUGGCAACAGGAAAUGGCAAGAUUUGUACCAGUGUUCAAAGUGGUUCCAUAUUGGGGUAAUCCUCAGGAACGCAAAAUACUGAGACAGUUUUGGGAUACUAAAGAUUUGCAUACGAAAGAAGCUUCUUUCCAUGUAGUAAUAACAAGUUAUCAAUUAGUGAUCACGGAUUAUAAAUAUUUCAAUAGAAUAAAAUGGCAAUACAUGAUUUUGGAUGAAGCGCAAGCUAUUAAAAGCACAAACAGCGUGAGAUGGAAGCUGUUAUUAGGAUUCAGUUGUCGUAAUAGAUUAUUACUCAGUGGUACUCCUAUACAAAACAGCAUGGCAGAAUUAUGGGCAUUAUUACACUUUAUCAUGCCUACAUUGUUUGAUUCACACGAUGAAUUUAACGAAUGGUUCUCCAAAGAUAUUGAAAGUCAUGCAGAGAAUAAAACAGGAAUAGAUGAAAAACACUUAUCAAGGCUUCAUAUGAUCUUGAAACCAUUUAUGUUACGAAGAAUAAAAAAAGAUGUAGAGAAUGAGUUAUCUGAUAAGAUUGAAAUAAUGGUUUAUUGUCCACUUACAACUCGUCAAAAACUGCUUUAUUCAGCAUUGAAGAAAAAGAUUCGGAUAGAGGAUUUACUGCAUUAUACAGUAGGCGGAGGAGACACUGCUUCUAAUGAUAAAAACUUUACUUCCAAUUUGAUGAAUCUAGUCAUGCAGUUCCGAAAGGUCUGUAAUCACCCGGAACUCUUUGAACGUAGGGAUGCUAGAUCGCCGUUUUUUAUGAAUACAGAAUUUUAUAAUAUGCCUGUUUUGCUGUAUAUCGAAGGACUUUUGCAUCUAGCAUUGCCAUCCAAAGAUCAUUUGUUGUAUAACAAAUUUAUAUUUGCUACUGAAUAUAUUCACCGUGCUCUACAUUGCAACGAAAAUUUGUUCGAAAAUGCAUUUUCAUUUAGUAGAUUUAUCGAUUUAUCUCCAAUGGAAAUAAACAAAAUAUUUAUCGCUGGUACCUUAUUUAGAUUAUGUCUUGUAACGUUUAUGGAGCAAAGAUUGAAAAUGGUACAAUAUUGGGAAGAUUGGUGCGUCGAUCACAGAUCGAGAAUACCCGCAAAUCAAAUGUUUUAUUUACCUAGAAAAAUUGGCUCCUUGUCGGCAACAUUGCAAGAUAUAUUUUUUACAAGAAAAAUAAUUGAGGGCGAGGCUUUCUACACACAUACCACCCAUACGAUACAUUCGAUGCCGGAAACGGUUGCUCACAGAAUACUACGUAGCAGUAAGAAAGCCAAUCAACUACCAAAGUUACAAAGGAUACUUCCCACUGGUAAAAUGGAACAAACAGAAGAUUCGAAAUUAUCUCUAUUACACGAACAUCCUCAUCACCCACGGCAGCCUAUAAUGCGAUAUUGUCAACAGACAACGAUUCCUGCCUUUGUUUGUGAUAACAAUCCCAAGGUUCAAGCUAGUCCGCGAAAAUUAUACGUAAGCAAUAGUUCCGCAGCAUGCGCCUGGAAGAGACACGAGGAUUGCGGUGGUUCAUUCGGUCAAAGAUUACUUUGGCUCGGCUCUAAACGAGCAUUUUCUGAAGAGAAAUCAUGCAUUCGUACCGGCCAAACAAUGUCAACGUUUUGCUAUCAACCGCAAGGUGGAUUGUCUGCAUGCGCUCCUCUUAAUGGAUGGUCACAUAUCAUUGUGCCAGAUAAGCAAACAUUAGUGACAGAUGCCGGCAAGCUUUCUGUAUUGGAUAGUCUUUUACGACGUUUGAAGGAACAAGGUCAUAGAGUGCUUAUAUACUCGCAAAUGACGAAGAUGAUUGACUUGCUUGAGGAAUACAUGUAUCACAGAAAACACACAUUUAUGAGAUUAGAUGGCUCCUCAAAGAUCUCGGAUCGACGGGACAUGGUAGCAGAUUUUCAAAAGAGGGCGGACAUAUUCGUCUUUCUGCUCAGCACUAGAGCUGGUGGUCUGGGAAUCAACCUCACCGCGGCAGACACGGUGAUAUUUUAUGAUAGUGAUUGGAAUCCCACUGUAGACCAACAGGCUAUGGAUCGCGCCCACAGACUGGGGCAGACCAAGCAAGUCACGGUCUACCGAUUAAUAUGCAAAGGAACUAUCGAGGAACGAAUUUUGCAAAGAGCGCGCGAGAAGAGCGAGAUACAACGUAUGGUCAUAAGCGGCGGAAAUUUUAAACCCGAUACUCUGAAACCUAAGGAAGUCGUGUCGCUGCUGCUGGACGACGAGGAAAUCGAAGCGAGAUACAGCCAACGAAGCGAGGAGAGAAAGCAGCAGCGAGCAGAAGAGGCUCGCCUCGAGUCGAACCUACAGCACAAGGAGAGGGACCGGAAGAGGAAGUUAACCGCGCUUCCGGUCAAGAAUGAUGCGAAGAAACCGUGUCAUGCAGACGCUAAUGGCGACAAAAACAACGAUACCGUUCAAGUUAAUCUUAAUGAGCCAAAACCAGGCGUCAAUCCGAUUCAGUUGCAGCACCAGAACAAUCAUCAACAGCAGUUAGAAAAUGUAGAUAAUUACAGCACGCCAACAAGCCCGGCCAAGUCAGAAGAUGAAACGAGUAAUGAAGGACUCGUGGUUGACGUGGACGGUCCGAUUUCCGGCGGCGACCACUCUCAUGGACAUUCCCGAGGCAGUUUCGGAGAAUCUUCGUCCAAGGUCGCUCGACUCGGACAUCACUUCGCCCUCGGCGUGAGCGCGAGCGCGCGUAUGCGACAAUCCGUUCGCGGCGCGAGCAAACGCGGCCGACCACGAGGAUCACGCCGGGGCGGACCGAUCGGCGGUAAGGGAAGAGGAAUGCUUCUGAUGCAUCCGUCAUCGAAGGGCCCCAACGCGGCGACCAGCGACUCGCUCUCGAUCAUAUCGCCGAUCGACGGGGGUGGAUCAUCAAACGAGCAGACGCUGCAGCACGGGACUGUCCAUGCGAGCUCCGAUCCUGCCGAAGGAGACGGUCCCAGCACGGUGGGUCCCCUGGGUCCGGUAGGGACCCUGAUACCGCUGUCCGGACGUGGCAGUGCCGCGGGGAUUCGUCGAGGUCCCGGCAGACCGCGAUUGCGACCGACCGGACCCGGACAUCAGGGUUAUCGCGCUCCUGGUCAGCAUCACGGCAAGAAGAUCCAGCGACCGCUGCCGGUGCCCAUCAGAUCCCACCAGACGAUCGGACAGCGCCAGCAGAAGACGCCGUCGUCGCAGCAGCGUUCCCGUGUCUCGACGACCGGCCCGUUGUCUUCGUCGUCGUCAUCGUCGUCGUCGUCGUCGGCAUCGUCGUCGUCCUCGGUCGCCAUCGCGAAUUCGACGCCGCUGCUAUCGUCGUCCUUGGCGGAGCCCUUCGGAUUUUACACGCAGCAACAGCCGCGCACAGGAUCGUCGUAGUUCCGCGAAGGAUUUUCCCUCGAUUUCGCGUCGUUGAAUUAAUUAUUCCUUUCGAAUUGAUCGAGGAACGCGAUAUUAAUAGGUCGGCGCGUUUCCGAAUCGCUCGAAUUUUUACGCGCGCUAUAUAUCGAUGUGUCCCAGCACUUUUUCAAGCACCCUCAGAAUCGAUUAAAAUAAUUGCGUAUAUUUAUUGUGUAUCGCGAGAGUUCGUAUACUCUCAGUCAGCGAUGUUUCCGUAUAUGCGUGACUCAAGCGUGCAAUAUCGCUAAAACGUUAGACUCCCGCCCUCAGUCUCUCUCGCUCCUCGUAAAUUGCAAUUCAAACGCGAAAGGAAGCAGCCUUGACAAUUAAUAGUUAGGAUUUGUUAAUUGUAUUUAUUUCAUUUUACGUUAGAAAAUAAAACAUCGACAUAACUGGGUACUUAAUUCGAUGCUUGCCUUUUCCGGCUUCGUUUUUUUUCUUUUUUUUUCGGAUUCGAGUUCUCGUCGAACGCUUAACUAUUCGUCGCGGGAGUGAAGAGGGCGGGUUCCGUUAUAUCGAUUCGAUUCCACCUGCGUGGUACAUGUGUAGAGAUUUUGAUUUUACUUUUUAAGUAUGCUACAAUUAAUUAGACACACGACGCGGUCGUCGCGUUGCGACGCCGAAUUUCGACGACGAUCAUCGACAGAUCGGAUCCCGAUCGGCGAAAUUUCGUUGAUGAAAAAGGGAGGAGGGAUGACAUUUAGCAACGUCUAUCCCCCUUUCUCCGAGUCGAUCGGCGUCAUUUGUACAUUGUCAUUAAGGAUAGCAUUAUUCCGUCACUAGACUCGGCUAGCCGAUAUUUUUUAUGUAUGUUACGAGACGUCAUUAGGCCAAUUCAAUUUGUAAAAGAAUAGUAUUUAUAUUAGCAAUAAACACAGACGAAAAAUUCAAUCUUCACGAA
Messenger RNA from Nylanderia fulva, 6053 nucleotides. It is a transcript of the gene Ino80, whose product is annotated as chromatin-remodeling ATPase INO80. Gene Ontology annotation, biological process: DNA repair; chromatin remodeling. The record is from RefSeq and is a predicted model, not a curated record. Gene Ontology annotation, cellular component: Ino80 complex. Gene Ontology annotation, molecular function: histone binding; DNA binding; ATP hydrolysis activity. NCBI's taxonomy places the organism in Eukaryota, Metazoa, Arthropoda, Insecta, Hymenoptera, Formicidae.